AUGGCGACCUCAACCAGCCUCAAGGAGCUUGAGGAUGACCCACGCCUCUUCCUCUACACUUCACUGACUGCCGGCUCCUCCCACAUCAUCACGGCAACGUCGCGCAUGGAAACGAUCCUCAAAGCCAACAGAAUCCCUUUCCAAGCGAUCGAUACCGCGACAGACACAAAAGCACGGCAACUGUGGCAACGAAGAGCAGGACAGAGGAAGCUACCGGGCUUGGUGAAAGAGGGGUUCGUUAUAGGUGAUCUGAACGAGGUCGAAGAGUGGAACGAGUUCGGCGAAUUGAAGGAGAACAUUGGAGAUGUCCCGGCCCAUAAUGCUGCAGUACCUGCUGGUAGUCAAGUUGGUGUUCAGAUUGCUGCUACCCUGAACACGAAACCCUCGAUUGGAGGUUCGGCGUCCAAGUCACCGGUCGUCAAUAAAGCACCACAACCUACCUUCGACAAGACGAAGGCGAUCGCUCUACCUGGAGCGGCAGAAAUCGCAGAGCGGAACAAGGCGAAGGCAGAGGCGGCGAAGGCAGAAGCGGCGAAGAGCCCCAGUCAGCUUGAAGCUAUUAACCCGGAGACAUUGGCCUCAAGCCCGGAAGAUAAGAAGGAGCAGCACAUGGAGAAGGCGAAGGAUAUCGGCAAGUCACACCCGAAUUUGGAUCACUUGUCGGCUCCAGCGUCAAGAAUACAGUCUGGGACUGCGACGCCGGCGCAGCAGGAGGGUAUGUCAGAAGGCGUGCUGCCUUUGACACAGGCUACUAAGGCAACUGAGAAGAGUGAGGACAGCAAGACUGUGGAGGAUACGAAGAAUGAUGAGGAGCAGUCUAAACCAGCGGCUGAGAAAAAGGCAGACGAGGGACUCAAAGUCCACUUCGAGAAGAAGAAAAAGCCCGCGGACGAGGUCAAGAAGGAUGAACCACAAGAUGUAAAGACGGAGGCCAUCGCAACGAAAGGCGUGGAGGAACUGAAGCUGGAUCAGAAGGAAGACAUGCCGAAACCACAAGAGGAGGCAGCGAAGCAAGAGGACAAUGUGGGAAAGUCGGUAGAGGACUAG
Messenger RNA from Fulvia fulva, 1047 nucleotides. RefSeq lists its product as uncharacterized. The coding region runs from base 1 to 1047 and encodes 348 amino acids. The transcript is spliced from 2 exons. Gene Ontology annotation, cellular component: cytoplasm. The record is from RefSeq and is a predicted model, not a curated record. NCBI's taxonomy places the organism in Eukaryota, Fungi, Ascomycota, Dothideomycetes, Mycosphaerellales, Mycosphaerellaceae.